AAGAUUGUUCUGUAAAAAUGUCAAAACUGUGUUUUGAUUUGAAUUAUCUCAUGUGUGCGACUGCGACUGUUCGCUGUGGUGUUAUUUUCCAAUCUAGACGAAUAAAUAAACCUAAGUAUUUAAGAAAAGAAAACUCAAAUAUGGCCAAGACGAAACGUUAUUUUGAUGAUGCCGAGAAUAAUGAUACUGAUUCGAAGAAUGCAAACAAUACAAACGAGGUGAAGACAUAUCAUGUUAAAAUGAAACCCAGGGUCAAAUUUAUGGAUAAACCUAUGGCUGGAAAUAAAAUAAAACAUCAGUCUAAGAAAUAUGCGGGAAAAGCAUCAAUUAAUCCAGAAGAACUAGCAAAACAUUCUCGAGGUGAAAAACUGGAAGGAAAAGGUGUAACACAUCCGUUACAUGCAAUAAAGUUGAAAAAGAAAGAAAAUAAAUACAAAUUUGCCCAAGAGCAAGCAGCUAGAGCAGAAAUAUUACUAACAGAAAACACAGGAUUCCUAGAAGUAGAUGAAGACCACAGAACAACAUGUAUUACACAAAAGGUUAUAGGUGAAAAUGUUGAUAUAACCGCUGCUACAAAAAUAUUUGAUUUAAAUUUAGAAUUUGGACCAUAUAGAGCAAAAUACUCAAGGAAUGGACGACAUUUAUUAAUAGGAAGUAAAAGAGGUCAUCUAGCUGCUUUUGAUUGGGUUACAAAGAAGCUGCACUGUGAAAUAAAUGUAAUGGAAUCAAUUCAUGACAUAAGUUGGCUGCAUGUGGAGACAAUGAUAGCAGCGGCCCAAAAAGAGUGGCUUCACAUAUAUGAUAAUACUGGCACUGAGUUACACUGUGUUAAGAAAUUGGAUAAAAUAUUGCGGAUGGAGUUUCUUCCUUAUCAUUUUUUGCUUGCUACAGUGAAUGAAUAUGGUUUUAUGUCAUGGCUCGAUAUAUCUAUAGGAGAAAUUGUAGGCCACUAUAAAAAUAAUCUCGGAAGGACACCUGUAAUGACACAGAAUCCUUAUAAUGGAACAAUAUGCAUUGGUAAUUCCCAAGGGCUUGUUUCCUUAUGGGCACCAAGUGUCAAGAAACCACUUGCAAAGAUAUUAUGUCAUAAAACACCAUUGACAGCAAUUGCUGUAGACAGUAGGGGCAUGUAUAUGGCGACAUCUGGUGUUGACAGAAGUAUGAAGAUCUGGGAUAUUAGAAACUUAGAUGGACCAUUACAACAUUACAAGCUAAGAAGUUCUCCAGUUGAUUUAGAGUUUUCACAGAAGGACAUGUUGGCUGUUGGCCUCGGUGAAGUUGUGGAAAUAUAUGGGAAUUGUUGUACACAAACUGUAGAUAAACCUUAUAUGAGACACAAAAUGGCAAAGUCAAUAUGUAACUUUAAAUUCUGUCCAUAUGAAGAUGUACUGGGUAUUGGUACUUCAGGUGGAUUUUCAAGCAUUCUUGUACCAGGAAGUGGUGAAGCAAACUUUGAUGCUUAUGAAAGUAAUCCAUUCCAAACCAAGCAGCAGAGGAAGGAAUCUGAGAUCAAAGCUCUGUUGGAAAAAAUACCGGCAGAACUUAUUACACUUAAUCCAUUUGAAGUUGUUGAAGUUGAUGUUCCCACUCUGAAGGAUAAACUUGAAGCUAAAUCUAAACUACUGCACGUCAGAGAUAAGAAGAUUGAUGUGAAACCUAGACAUAAGAAUAAGGGUAAAACGAAUAUUGCGAGGAAGAAAAUUAUCAAGGAAUCAAUGAGAAAGGAAUAUAUAAAUCAGGUGAUCGAGGUAAAAAAAGUACUACAGCCAAAAGAGACACAAGACAUGCCUCAACAAUCAUUUGGUGUGUUGGAUAGAUUUAUACCGAAGACAAAGAAAUAAAAUGUUAUCAUACCAGAAAAUAAUGUUAUUUAAUAAACUUCCUAUAUUCAUUUCCAAAA
Molecule: messenger RNA, 1900 nt
Organism: Leptidea sinapis
Lineage: Eukaryota; Metazoa; Arthropoda; Insecta; Lepidoptera; Pieridae
Product: WD repeat-containing protein 46
Exons: 11
Coding region: 18-1841 (607 amino acids)
Biological process (GO): maturation of SSU-rRNA from tricistronic rRNA transcript (SSU-rRNA, 5.8S rRNA, LSU-rRNA)
Cellular component (GO): nucleolus; small-subunit processome; 90S preribosome
Molecular function (GO): protein binding
Source: RefSeq, a predicted model, not a curated record